Rhodamnia argentea is the source of this 1230-nucleotide messenger RNA. Its product is annotated as dof zinc finger protein DOF1.8-like. Gene Ontology annotation, biological process: regulation of DNA-templated transcription. NCBI's taxonomy places the organism in Eukaryota, Viridiplantae, Streptophyta, Magnoliopsida, Myrtales, Myrtaceae. Gene Ontology annotation, molecular function: DNA binding; DNA-binding transcription factor activity. The transcript is spliced from 3 exons. The coding region runs from base 88 to 1011 and encodes 307 amino acids. The record is from RefSeq and is a predicted model, not a curated record.
CUCUCUCUCUCUCUCUCUCUCUCUCUCUCUCUCUCUAAAAGCCAACUUAUAUCUUUGGCCAUCCCUUUUAAUCAAGAGCUUCCAUCCAUGGACACCGCUCAGUGGCCACAGGAGAUUGUGGUGAAACCGAUAGAAGAAAUAGUCACAAGCACAUGCACAGCAACAACCACCCCAAAGCCAUCAUCAUCGUCAUCUUCGACUUUGGAGAGGAAGCCAAGGCCACAAAAGGAACAAGCUCUGAACUGCCCAAGAUGCAACUCCACCAACACCAAGUUCUGCUACUACAACAACUACAGCCUCACCCAGCCCAGGUACUUCUGCAAGACCUGCAGGAGGUACUGGACUGACGGUGGAUCCCUCAGGAACAUCCCCGUGGGUGGUGGCUCAAGGAAGAACAAGAGAUCAUCAUCCUCGGCAUCUUCUUCUUCCUCGUCUUUCAAUCCUUCAUCCAAGAAGCUGCCUGAUCUGAUCAGCACGCCUGCAUCAAACCCUAACAACAAAGUGCCACUCCAUGAAGGCCAAGAUCUGAACCUGGCCUUCCCAAACCCUCACCAUCACGACUUCAAGUCCAUCUCUGAGCUGGUCCAACUGCCAAGCCUCGAGGCCAGCAAGAACCACCAAAUCUCUGCCAACUGUACCUCUGCUGGUGCUCCUGCGGCACCACCGCGGCAGCUCUCAGCUCUGGAGCUGCUCUCAGGGAUUACGUCGAGAGGUAGUUUGAAUUCGUUCAUGUCCAUGCCGCUCCCCGAUCCGGGCUCCGUCUACACGCCCGGGCUGUUCGCGCUGCCGGACUUCAAGCCGACCCUCAAUUUCUCUCUUGAUGGCUUUGGGAGUGGGGCUUACAGGAGCCUCCCAAGUGUGCAAGAGGGUGGCACUAAUGGAGGGAGGCUCUUGUUCCCCUUUGAAGAUUUGAAGCCAGUCUCGAGCACAAGCGAUGUUGAGCAGAAUAGAGGAGAGCAAGGAGACUCCAAUGGAUACUGGAGUGGGAUGUUGGAUGGAGGAUCGUGGUAAAGAAUUAGUUUCAGACUAAUGAAACAGAAGAAAAAAGAAUAAAUAAUGGGUUCCUACUUGUUCUUCUUUGGGUGUUAAUUUUUACUUAGUAUCCAUCAGUUUCUCUCUGGUGAUGAUGGUGAUGGUGGUGGUGGUGGUGGGUACAUUUUUAUUAUGACUUGUUGAUUUUUCUUGGAAACUAACAGAUCAUAGGUUUUAUUAAGUGGGUUCCUUUCUCUC